GAUCGGGGUGGUGGGUGUGUGCGUAGAUGUGCAGGGAGAUCGGGGGCAGGGCGCUGAAGUUAGAGAAUAAAAGCUGCUCACAACAGCAGCUACUUAACGAUCAGAAAAUCAGGCAAGAAGCAAGUAUCUGCAAGUAUAUAAUCUACUUCCUUACUACUUACUUUCAGGAAAGACGACAAUGGCAGACAUAGUGAAAGCUACCCAAUCAAUUUCCAAGGCUGGAGAUUUCAGAGAUGAUACCAAGCUGAUAAUGCAACCAUAUGCUAACUGGGAGGAGUACUUGGUACCUGCCCCAGUCUCCAUAGCCAUUCUGGGGGAGCUGGUCUGUAUCUCCUCUAAUGUAGAUUUCUCCAUCAACAAAAACCCUCCAAAAGAUGGAUUUCAGUUAAUCAAGUACCCAGACUCAUUCCGUGCCUGUCUAAUGCAAGUGGCUAAUUCUGGAUGGGCGGCAUUCAAUGAGGCUCACAAGAACAUGGACCAGAUCCGUCUCCACACUGGCAAUGUGCCAGCUUACAUCAAGACAUCGGUAAAUAUUUUGGUACAAGACAAUGAUGAGCUGGUCCAAACCAUCCUCCCUGACCAACUGGAGAACAUAUCAACUAUAUCAGAUGACUGUGAAAGAUUAGCUGAGCAAACUGAGAGAAAGUUCACCCUAACUAUUUAUCUGAUCCAAGAACUUUUAGAAGCUUGUAUAAGUGCAAAGAAGGUAUAUGGUGAUGAUCUGGAGAACGUCAAGCGCAAAAUUGAGGAGACAAAUAUGAAGAAGGAGGAUUCAGAGAAAGCAAAGGAAAGGGCUCAGAAAACACUUCAGGACAUGAAUAAACAGGUAGAAGAGGCACAGAACACCUUUAAUAAAGCAAUGGAUUCACUGCCAUCUGGGUGGGAACUGAUUGGCAUGAACUUUGUAGAAGGACUCACAGAAGGUGUAUUAACUGCUCUCAACAUUUUUACAAACAUAGCAGCAAAAGUCGUAGAAAUAAAACUAGGAGGUCCAAUGAUGCUUGCACAGGGCAACACGUUGUCCAAAUCAGGGCAGCUUCUGGGUCUGAGUCGAACCUUAAACAGCUUUACAGAACCAAACCAAAUUAAAUGGUCUGAUGUAUUUGACGAAAAGGAGGGGAAAGCAAAGACGUCAUUUCUCAGUAAACAAUUUGAGCACAUUAAAACCUCAGUGGCCAGUGAAAAUGACUCUGAUGCAAAAAGCAAAGCUAUAAAUAUCUGCACAAAGGGUACGAACCUGUGCUCUGAGCUCAGCACCAUCGCACCUGAAGGGAAAUGCGAUGAUGGCAAGACCAAAGAAAUGAUUGGAGGAAUCCAAAAGCUGCUGAAGGAAACAGAGAAAUUUGACUCUGAGAGCAAAGCCCUCACAAACACACCAGCUUUUACACCUGAACCCCCGCAACAAGCUAAGGAGAGCGGAAAAAAACGGGCAGGUGAGAUGGCGGUGGAGAACGCUCGUUUCCGCAUAGAGCAGAGUCGAGCUCAGCUGGAAAAGGCAAGAGAGAUGCAAAAACAGAGUUUGGAAAACCUGGAGAAAAACCAGAAGGAGCUGACAGAGAUCUUAGUCACACUGAGAAACUGUGAAGUAAAAGAGAUCGACUUCAACACCACCAUUAAAAUGCUGGUCAAGGGUCUAGAUGCGAUGGGAAGAGUGAAAGAGCAGUGGGAGAAGAUGGUACGCUUCUUUCAGAUGAUCUCAAACAUCGUUAAGACCUGCCUGCAUAGAUCUCUGACUGAUUUUGUCAAACAGUCUCAGAAGGCAUCUCAGAAACAUCUGUCAUAUAACACAAAAAAGUUCAUGAAAGACCUGAUCUACCAGCAGGCCUUUUAUGCGUCGAAUGUAGCCAGCUUGGUUAACAUGAUCUCAGGGACCUACGUUGAGAUUUCCGACAAGCACCUGAUGGACAGGAUCAGCAGUCUGGGCAAACUCAUGGCUCUGGAUCCCAGCAAACCGAAUUUUGAAAGUGAACGCAGGAAAUUACAUGAUGCCUGUGAAGAAGCUCAAGAAGCAAUACGAGAUCUUGUGAUGAAGAACAACCAGACAUUUAAUCAGAAGGCAAAAGAAAGAAUGAACAGAAUCGAAGGGGCACUAAAGCCGAUGCUACCCCCAGUAUCUGAGGAGAAAAUGAGAGAGAUGAAAGAAAUAACAGAAUCUGCAUUUAAAGAAAUGAGUCAGGAGGAUGAAGAUCAGUUUGCAUGAAGUUUCUUUUAAAGCAUGAAUAACUCAAAAAUAGCUACAGAACACAUACAUUUGAAUAACAUACACACACAGAUGCACACACACACAAACACAUAAUAUUAAUACUAGAAAAUGUACAUUUUCUCUUGCUUUGCUUCACUGGAAGCUCUUAAUCGACAUCUUUUGCGUUAUCAAGUCAAGUCAAGCAGGUUUUAUUGUCAUUUCAACCAUACACACAGUAUACAGUGAAAUGAGAUAACGUUCCUCCAGGACCAUGGUGCAACACAGAGCAGGACAAAGACAGAGCAACAUCAUAAGUGCAGACAGGACAGCAUAGCAGUACAGAUUGACAAGACAGACAAGACAACAGUGCCAAUUAACAGUGGUAACAUUCUGGAUACAGUAUUUGUUACUGUAUGGUAGCAGCGAAGGUUGUUUGUGCAAAAAUGCUGUACAAAAAUGCCAUGGUAUAAUAAAUAACAAUAAAUAUUAUAUACAGAUGUA
Brienomyrus brachyistius is the source of this 2683-nucleotide messenger RNA. RefSeq lists its product as uncharacterized. NCBI's taxonomy places the organism in Eukaryota, Metazoa, Chordata, Actinopteri, Osteoglossiformes, Mormyridae. The coding region runs from base 179 to 2200 and encodes 673 amino acids. The transcript is spliced from 2 exons. The record is from RefSeq and is a predicted model, not a curated record.